AUGUCGCAUGCAUGGCCAGUGCUUUUUCAUCGAAAUUGUCAAGAGCGUCGAAUGCGCAGUCCUGGAGGCCUAGUACCGUACGAAUAUAUACUGCCCACCCGUCAUUUAGACUGGAAAGGACCCGAACAUAGUGAUGUUGAUGGAAAGCAGAAUGCUUCGAUACAACGUGUAAUUUAUAGUGUGACAGUUCACGUUGACAGUCGUUCAGUACUGCGUGAACCGUUGCAAGGCUCGCUAAGGUAUGCACCCGAUUUCGAACUACCCGAAAUUCAAGCUAUCCGAAAAUUAAAGUCUGUUUUUUUUCUUAUGGGUGUUAUUGUCAGGCUUCCACAUUAA
Messenger RNA from Didymodactylos carnosus, 336 nucleotides. NCBI's taxonomy places the organism in Eukaryota, Metazoa, Rotifera, Eurotatoria, Philodinida, Philodinidae. The record is from the annotation of a GenBank genome assembly.